AUGGUUUCUAGGGGUUCAAAUCAAGAGUUUGCCGAAAAGACAUUUAGCUUUCAUCAGCGGAUUUACGACUUGCACAAAACUUUCUUAUAUGACCCACUACUCAAGCGGCAAGAGGCCGAAGGGCCUUGGAUCACCAACUUUCCCGACAUUUUUCAGAGAUGGCUGAGUGAAGCCACUCCGAUUUAUCUGGAAUUCUGUGCUCUGUACCCCCGCCUGCACUCUGCAAUCAAGAUUGAGGCUACGAAAAGUUCCUACUUCCAAAGAUUUCUCAACCAGACACGGGAUCACAGAUUUGGCAACAGGCUGGGCUGGGAUACAUAUAUGAAGAGUCCUAUCGUCCGCAUUCAAAGGUACCCAAUGUUAUUUGCCCAUAGCCUUAGGUACAGCGAGCGGACCGAUGAGCGGCACGGAUAUCAAGCGAUAGAAAAAGUGAUUCUGGAUCUUCAGGAUCUCGUUCGAAAGUGUGGUGUUGAGAUUGAAAGGGCUGAGAAAGAAGUGCGAAUGGAGAGACUGCGCGAGCAGAUAAAUUCCACACUAAAAGAUGGGAUUAUCUCGCCGCAUGCAAAUAUCCUCUUCGACGAGGAUCUUUUGUACCAGAAACGUGGCUUUGGAAGAGUUACUCAAUUAAGAGUUGUUGUUCUGGGUCCUGGCGACUAUUCAAUGGUACUUAUCUUGAGUAAAAUCUCCAAGCUGACGCAAAUAAAUGACGAUACCGACUCGUACGAGUUGGUUGAACAGUUUGACGCUCGAAACCCUAUCACACUCUAUCUCACGUCCAGAGACUCGGAGGUUGUCAAAGAGCAGUUUACCCUGGUUUUCUCCCAGAAUGGCCACCAGCCUGAUUUGCCAAAGCUGAGUUGCACUAGCCUCACAAGCGUAAAAGAGCUUUUUAAGGCCGUGGGGGCCAUCGGUGGAGAAGUCAAAGAUAUAAACCGUGGGAAUAUUAUCCGCGAGAUUCUGAAUAAGAGUGCGUCUUCCGGGGUGUUGACGACUCCAAAGAGUGAUAAUACGACAAUUUUGCGUAAGAAGAAAGAAGUCUUCAGAUUUGACGAAUGA
Messenger RNA from Penicillium cosmopolitanum, 1056 nucleotides. RefSeq lists its product as uncharacterized. Gene Ontology annotation, molecular function: guanyl-nucleotide exchange factor activity. The coding region runs from base 1 to 1056 and encodes 351 amino acids. The transcript is spliced from 2 exons. NCBI's taxonomy places the organism in Eukaryota, Fungi, Ascomycota, Eurotiomycetes, Eurotiales, Aspergillaceae. The record is from RefSeq and is a predicted model, not a curated record.